Molecule: messenger RNA, 3163 nt
Organism: Alternaria rosae
Lineage: Eukaryota; Fungi; Ascomycota; Dothideomycetes; Pleosporales; Pleosporaceae
Product: Intradiol ring-cleavage dioxygenase
Exons: 6
Coding region: 309-3065 (918 amino acids)
Biological process (GO): catechol-containing compound metabolic process; L-leucine catabolic process
Molecular function (GO): ferric iron binding; flavin adenine dinucleotide binding; catechol 1,2-dioxygenase activity
Source: RefSeq, a predicted model, not a curated record
CAGCGCGAGGCGGGGCAGCCGUCGCGACCUGGCGCAGCCUUCGGCACUGUAGCUCCUCGCGCUCAUAGUACGUUUGAAAGCCGGUACAGCAUGCCGCCAGACAGCUCUGACAAGGUCUCGCCUGAUCCGCGGCUAGAGAGACGGCCAUUGUCAACGGUAUCGGUUCGGUUGGCGGCGGGUGGUAGAAUUCAGGUACUAUUUAUUAAGCCCAUGCCUCCCAGGCAUGAUGUCUACUUUACACUACUUUCCCUGUACCAUUGCUUUGAUACCCUCUGUACCUUGAUUCACAACAUACCUGCAGAUCCAAAAUGAACCCAAACACACAGACAGCGCCUGAGGUUCAGGAGAAUGGCUCGCACCGCUUUGACCCUAACUUCACCGACGCCGUCAUCAACGCUAUCGGACCAAAUGUGCCAGACCGGACGCGUUUUGUCAUGGGCAAACUGAUCAGGCAUCUUCACGACUUCAUCCGCGAGGUCGAGCUGACCAACGAGGAGUGGUUUGAGGGUGUGCGAUUUGUAAACUCCAUUGGCAAGACCACAACAGCCACCAGGAACGAGGCGCAUCGCAUCUCAGAUGUUCUGGGUGUAGAAUCAUUGGUCGACGAGAUCGCACACAAGCACAUCAACGAGUCUGGCGAGACACCCACCUCCUCCACAAUCCUCGGCCCCUUCUGGUCACCACACUCGCCAUUCCGCGACCUGGGCGACACCAUCAUCCGGAACCCGCACCCCGAUGGCCAAACGACUCUUAUGCACGGUGUAGUCAUGGACCUUGACACCAAAAAGGGCAUCCCCAACGCCGUCAUCGACAUCUGGCAAGCGAGCGCAAACGGAAAGUACGACUUCCAGGAUCCCGAGAACCAGGAGCCCAACAACCUGCGCGGAAAGUUCACCACAAACGAGAAGGGCGAGUACUGGUACUACUGCUACAAGCCAACAGCGUACUCGCUGCCAACCGAUGGCGCCGCUGGCCAACUCUUCAAGACACUCGACCGCCAUCCCUUCCGUCCCGCGCACAUCCAUCUCAUGGUCUCAGCAGAGAACUACAAGCCGCUCAUCACACAAUUAUACCCCCGUGACGAUCAGUGGGUCACGAACGACACUGUCUUUGCCGUCAAGGACGAUCUGCUGCUAGACUUUGAGCCUAGCAAGGACCCCAAGGCGAAACUCGACUUGACAUACAAUGUUACGCUUGCACCGGCGGGUAAGAAGACAACUAGAUUGGAAGCAAAACUCGUUCGCUCUCCAACCCGUCCCGUCAUACCCACCACCCACCUACGACCCUUCAGCUCUACAACCGUCCUCAAAAUGCGCGUUCCCUACGCCCCAAGCACGCCCCCAAAUGAAGAAGCCCGCCCAAUUUAUGAGCGCAUCGCCGAGCGACGAAAGCCCCGCCCCCUCAUCCCGCUCGACCUCGCCCUUUUACACAACCCCGCCGUAGCAGACGGCUGGAACUCUUUCAUCGGAGCAAUCCGCACGCAAACCAGCUUACCAGCCAACCUAAAAGAGCUAGCUAUAAGUCGCAUCGCGGUGCUGAACCACGCAGUCCACGAGUGGGACGUGCAUGCCGCUCUGGCGCUGAAAGCAGGUGUUUCCAAACAAGUGCUGCAGACUGUCUUCGACUUACCCGCCACGAAACGCGGGAUGGUGGAGAGAGAGGGGCUGUUGGGAUUCAGCAAGGAGGAAUAUGCGGUCAUGGUUUAUACGGAUCAGAUGACUGUGGGUGUGCAGGUUGAAGAUAUGGUUGCGGACAUGGUCAAGGGCGUGUUGGAGAAUACCAUGGUUGUUGAGUUGACGGCGACGGUUGCGGCGUAUAAUGCUGUGAGCAGAUUUUUGGUCGCGCUGGAUGUGGGGGAGUCCCGCCACGCAUCCACCAAGCACCCCAAAGCCUUCACACCCCCCUCGCAAUCCGACCUCGACGAACUCCGUGACUCUGUCCGCGACUUUGCCCAGCGCGAGAUCCCCGAAGAGCUCGCGGCUCGCACAGACAAACAGAAUGAAUUCCCCAACGAAAUGUGGCAGAAGUUUGGCGAAGCGGGUUUCCUAGGCAUAACCGCGGAUGAGGAGUUCGGCGGACUGGCAAUGGGCUACCAAGCCCACUGUGUCGUUAUGGAGGAGCUAUCACGGGCGAGCGGCAGCAUAGGACUGAGUUAUGCGGCGCACAGCCAGUUGUGUGUCAACCAGUUGAUGUUGAACGGGAACGCAGAGCAGAAGAAGAAAUACCUACCUGGUUUGAUCAGUGGGGAAAAGAUCGGGGGGCUGGCUAUGAGUGAGCACAGUGCUGGGAGUGAUGUUGUUAGUAUGAAGAGUACGGCGAAGGAGGUGGAUGGUGGGUAUUUGCUUAAUGGGACCAAGAUGUGGAUUACAAAUGGGCCAGACGCACACGUAAUAGUCGUCUACGCCAAAACCGAACCCAACGCCGCCUCCAAAGGCAUCACAGCCUUCAUCCUCGAGACCUCCACCCCCGGUUUCAGCCUCGCGAACAAACUAGACAAACUGGGUAUGCGCGGCUCCAACACCGGCGAACUCGUUUUCGAAAACGUCUUCGUCCCCAAGGAAAACGUCCUAGGCGAGAUCAACCGCGGCGUCCGCGUCUUGAUGGAGGGCCUGGAUCUCGAGCGCCUUGUACUCUCAGCGGGGCCGCUGGGUCUCAUGCAGGCUUCGCUUGAUAACGUCCUUCCUUAUACACAUCAAAGAAAGCAGUUUGGUACGCCCAUUGCGCAUAACCAGCUUGUGCAGGGCAAGCUCGCGGAUAUGUACACGAAAUAUCGGGCUAGUCAGGCGUUCACAUACAGUGUCGCCCGCGCUGUGGAUGAGUCGCAUGCUAGUCCUGAUAUCAAGACUCAGGACUGUGCAGGAGCAAUUCUGUAUGCGGCAGAGAGGGCGAGCGAGGUCGCGGCUGAUGCGGUGCAGUUGAUGGGUGGCAUGGGAUACAUGAACGAGGUGCCCGUUGGCAGGAUACUUAGGGAUGCCAAGUUGUAUGAGAUUGGCGCUGGGACGAGUGAGGUGAGGCGAAUGGUUAUUGGACGGGCGUUUAACAAGGAGUGGAAGCAGGACAUGUGAAAUUAGAAGAUCAAUGAGGUCAUGCGUAUAAGAGACAAAAGUUAAAUACCCGUUAUGGAGUGUGUGUAGGAAUGAAAAACACGUCCGCCUUCAGAUGA